Exophiala mesophila is the source of this 1195-nucleotide messenger RNA. RefSeq lists its product as uncharacterized. Gene Ontology annotation, molecular function: GTPase activity; GTP binding. Lineage: Eukaryota; Fungi; Ascomycota; Eurotiomycetes; Chaetothyriales; Herpotrichiellaceae. Gene Ontology annotation, biological process: regulation of vacuole fusion, non-autophagic. The coding region runs from base 253 to 870 and encodes 205 amino acids. Gene Ontology annotation, cellular component: phagocytic vesicle; fungal-type vacuole membrane; late endosome. The transcript is spliced from 3 exons. The record is from RefSeq and is a predicted model, not a curated record.
GAAUUGAUCUCUCGUAUUCCUUUUCAACGAACUUCCAGUACCUCCUUCUGCCAUCAUCACCAUAUUCCAGUUUCACGUCCAUCCCAUCACACAGUUUGAAUCUUUCUUCGGUGUCUUGCGCACCCACCAGCGUCUCUAUCCAUCCAGAACACCACAAAUAAAGCCUGCCAUUGCCUGCACACCUCGAGCUCCCGACCUCAACUCCCUUCACCUCUUUCCACCUCCCUCCAGCUGAUAGAUUGGCCUACAAACAUGUCCUCAAGAAAAAAGGUUCUAUUGAAGGUCAUUAUCCUUGGCGACAGUGGCGUAGGAAAGACGAGUUUGAUGAACCAAUAUGUCAACAAGAAAUUCUCCACCUCAUACAAAGCCACCAUCGGUGCCGAUUUCCUCACCAAGGAAGUGACCGUCGGCGACCGCAUCGUAACACUCCAGCUCUGGGACACAGCCGGACAAGAACGCUUUCAAUCACUAGGCGUCGCAUUCUACCGAGGCGCCGACUGUUGCGUAUUGGUUUAUGAUGUCAACUCGACAAAGUCGUUUGAAAGCCUCGAUUCGUGGCGCGACGAAUUCCUUGUCCAAGCGAGUCCGCGUGAUCCAGAAAGCUUCCCGUUCGUUGUACUAGGGAACAAGAUUGACGUGGGCGAGGAUCGAAGGAUGAUUACUCAGAAGAGAGCACACGCCUAUUGCCAGUCCCGCGGACAGAUGCCGUAUUUCGAGACCAGUGCUAAGGAGAGCAUCAAUGUCGAACAGGCUUUUGAGGUCAUUGCCAGACAGGCCCUGCUACAGGAAGAAAGUGAGGAAUAUAGUGGCGAUUUCUCCGAUCCGAUUAACAUCAACUUGGAUCAGGAAAGGGAUGGCUGCGCUUGUUGAGUGAGUUUGAUGGCUUGCUUGCUUGCUGAUCACAAGAUGAUGAUAAUCCUGUCGGCGUCGGCGCACUACUGCGGCAUUCGACCGGCCAGGAGGGAACCUCGCCGUUCAAGAUUGGCAUACCCUUGGAGAUUACUUGUCUCUAUAAUCCAUCCUCGUCCUCGGACGACCUUUGGAACAAUCAUACUUUGUUUGAGACGCAGACGAUUACCAUUGCGUUUCCAUUGGAGUUUUAAGGCGCAACUAUGCUAGCGGUCAACAUUGUCUUCUUUUGUACAGAUACAGAAUACAAACCACAUUACUACAUUGGUUUUAUAGGACUUUUAGG